Dimorphilus gyrociliatus is the source of this 9844-nucleotide messenger RNA. The record is from the annotation of a GenBank genome assembly. Lineage: Eukaryota; Metazoa; Annelida; Polychaeta; Dinophilidae.
AAAGAUAGUUAUGUAUACUGCACAUGUAUAUAUCUAUCCAUAUAAUAAAUAUGUUAUGCGUGUAUGCACGUUAUGUAUGCCAGUGUCUGGUUUGUCAGUAUAUACGGUAUUAUAUUUACUUUCUCCUUUUUUGUUUUGUUAUCAAAGUUAAGCCAUCGCAACAAUUUACGACCGCCUUGUAUACGUUUUAUAACUGUUUAAUUAGCAGCAAUUUUACGACUAGGUUUUAUUGUUUAAACGUGAGUGUAGAUAAGACAAGGUGGCUAAUCAUAGAGAACAACAGUACACAACAAAGGCGUGUUGUAAAUGUCGUUAGUGGAAAUUGAUAUUUGAGCAAAUAGGGCGCUGUCUUCAUUAGACUUUGCACUUUUCUCUUUAUAUAUUAUUUUUUUUAACGCGGUGGAAAAUUUCUCUCCUAGUACUUUUUUUCCUUUUUUUUUAUCUAUUAUUCUAUCUUUCUAUCUAUCCCUAUAUCAUACUACUCUACUACUACUACUAUGUUUUACUAUAAAUCAUAUAGAGCUUUCCUCCUUUUUUUUCUCUUGCUUGCUCGCUCUCUCUCUCUCUGUCUCGCUCAAACGCUUUCCUUCUCUCUUUCUAUAUCUGUCUGUCUGCCUGUCUGUCUAUCUGUCUGUCUGUCAUUUGUUUUUCUAACUAUUAUUUCAUUAUUUCAUAUAAUACUUUCAUUUAAAAUCAACUAUCUAAUCUCUCUCUCUCUCUCUCUCUCUCUUACUCAUCUUCUCCCUUUUAAUAAAAAAAAACAAGUUAUUUAUCGCCUUUCGUCCUUAAAAAUCCAAUUCGUUCCUCUCUAUCAGCCAAUCCAUCUCUUCCUCCCUCUACCACAUACCUUUAAUUUUUCUAUCUCAAUCUCAUUUCUUUAAAUAUAUCUAUCUCUGUCUUUCACUCCUCAUCCAUCUCUUAUUCUUUUUCCAUCUUUUCAUAAAAAAAUUCAUCAUCAUUCUUUUUUUUCUUUUUUUUUUUUUUACAGUUUCUACGUGAGUAAUCUAUAAGUAAUCUCGUAUUGUCCUGUGCCCUGCACCUGUGUCUAUGAUUCUUUGUUCUCUUACGUAUUCGUGCUUUAAUUACGUGUGUAGCACGCGUUAGUGUCGAAUUUCACGCGCGUUUGAAGUUUGUCUUUUUUUUCUCCCCAAAACGCUAAACAGUUUACCAUGACGUGACGCGCGCACUAGAAGAAGGAAGAAGAGGACGAUAUCAUUAUAAACACAAAUAUAUAUUUAUAUAUAUAUAUAUAUCUAUAUAUAUAUAUAUAUAUCUAUAUAAACGCACAACUAACGAAGACGAGGAUAAAAGAACUUAAUAGGAAGAAUAAGUGAAAGAAACCAACAAAAACAACAAAGGAAAAUAUUAUAUUAAAAUUUUCUGGAAAAAAAAAACAGAGGAUAAUGGAGGUUUAUACGAAUGGUGAAAUUAAUGGACAUGACGAAUUUGAUGAAGAGGAUGGCGAACCGUUCGAUGCAACCAUAAUCUAUAAUCCGGAUGGUUCUGCUUACAUAAUUGAGGCGGACGAUGAUGAUGAUGAAGACCUUCUUCAAUUGCCAAAGCAGGAUGGUAGCAUUAUCGUUAAAAAGAAAGCUCCUUUGCCGGAUGAUGACGUCUCCAUUCCGCAAAUCGCUUCCGCUCUUUUCCUCCACAGGUCGAACACCACAUUAUAUAAUACGCUAUUCUCCCGUAGGACACCUCCGCCGACGCCUACUAUGCAUUCAUACCGUGUUUAUGACGUUCGGCAUCCUCCUCCAAGAAUAGACAACAGAACAACUAACCUUCCUAACGUACCGGUAACGGUGCCAACUAGGCCUAUCCUAAUGUGCUUCAUAUGUAAAAUGUCGUUCGGCGUGAGCAAGUCGUUUAUCAGUCACGCGAUCGGCGAACACUCUAUGGACUUGCUACAAGCCGAGGAGGAUAUUCUGUCACAAACCAAUUCGUCCGCCAUUAUACAGGCGGUCGGAAAGGACAAAACUCCCUUAAUGUCCUUUUUGGAACCUUACUUUCCGCCACCUCCCCCAUCAACAUCUCCUAUAAGCGAUGUUGAAUCAUCAGCCUCAUCUGCCAAUUCACCACCGCCCUCAGCGGCGGUUACUUCGCGUGCCAUGCCACCUCUGUUAGCCGCCGCAGCGGUAGCCAGCUUCCCGCCUCCAAUGCCUCCGCCUCCAUCGAUGGCCGCAAUUGACCUGGCUACCUUAUCGCCAUCGAGGAGUUCAUGCAAGACGCUCAAGUGUCCCAAGUGCAACUGGCACUACAAGUAUCAGGAGACACUGGAAAUUCAUAUGAAGGAAAAGCAUCCAGCCGACGGCGAGUCGUCGUCGUGCGUCUAUUGCGUCACUAAAGCCGCUCAUCCGCGUUUAGCUAGAGGCGAAGCUUACACUUGCGGCUAUAAACCGUACAGAUGCGAAGUUUGCAAUUAUUCGACGACUACAAAGGGAAACCUUUCGAUUCACAUGCAAAGUGAUAAGCACAUCAAUAACAUGCAGGACUUACAAAAUGGUUCAACUCCGGCACCUCCACCAACUACCGCACCGUCAGCCCCACCCACACCCCCUUCUUCUCUGGCCACAUCAUCUACGACAAACCAAGCAACUUCUUCGAAUCAAAGUUCAGAGAAGAAUAAAUCAAAGCCAGUUUGGAGGUGCGAUGUCUGCCAGUAUGAGACCAACGUCGCUAGGAAUCUUAGAAUUCACAUGACGUCCGAAAAGCACACACAUAAUAUGAUGAUGCUGCAGCAAUCAAUGCGUAUGGCCCUGCCUCCUCUCCUUUUUCCGCCCACUACAGACCCCUAUUACUCAACUCCCCUUUUAGCCUCAACGACGGCCAUGGUUGAACCAUUACCGGACGUAUUCGAAUGCUGUGUCUGCAAUGUUUUUGCAACUGACAGCGUCGAAAGCUUACACGGUCACAUGCAAUUGGAUAGAACAAGGGUUAAUGGCGCUGAUGCUGAAUUUGUAAGCGUCGUUGCAGGCCAACACACCUGCUCCCUUUGUUCUUACAAGACGCCGCUUAAGGCCAACUUCCAACUGCAUUCGAAAACCGACAAACACGUUCAACGGCUUCAGUUAGCCCUACAUGUCCGAGAAGGAGGUCCGGAAAAUGCCUGGAGAGGCAAGUACGUCAACGUAUCUAAUCCGGUACAAGUCCGAUGUUCAGCCUGUGACUUCUAUACUAAUUCAUUACAUAAAUUGCACGCCCAUUCUAUGACACCCGCCCAUGGGGCGGCAGUACGAAUUCUACAGCAUGUUCAAAUGGCUGAAAGUCAUGUGCCGGCCGACAAACGACUCUACGUUUGCCCAGUUUGUUCCUAUUCAACAAGAUCUAAGAAUAAAAUACUACAGCAUUCCCGAACUCCUCAACAUGCUUCUAAUUUACAAGGCAGAUCGGAGGACGAAUUGGGUAGUGUUUUACGAGUUCGCCAAGCGGAUGACAACAAUACAGAUCGGGAAUCUCAAGAAGAAUGUACGCCACCUGGCGACGAUAGAGACAAAGAUAACAACGACGGAGGCCUAACGAGCUACGAGAACGAAGUGGUCAAUGAAGACGGAAUGCGACCGCGGACUGAAGAAGAGGACGAGGAAGGAGUUAUCGAAGCUCUAGAGGCGGCCGAACAAGCAACAAAGGAAGGCGUUACGGUCGACGAGCAGGACGAAGAUGAUUGCAAAUGUCAUACGUGUUCCAAUACGUUUCCGACGCUCGACGCCCUCUACAAUCACCAAAACGAAUUGGGCCAUUUGGAACUGAAGCAGACACCUAGGGGUCCUGGCUACCUGUGCUGGAAGAAGUCGUGCAAUCAGUAUUUCUCAACCGCUAACGCUCUACAGGUCCAUUAUAGGGAAAUUCACGCCACACCCACCGCCCAAAACUCUUCGACCAGUAGGCGUCACGCCUAUAAAUUCCGAUGUUCCCGAUGUUCCUUGGCGUUCGUUACUAGGGAUAAACUACAACUUCAUCACACUUAUCACGUGAUUAGAGCAGCAACUAGGUGCCCUGUUUGCGACAAGAACUUCCGUAGUAUAGGCGCCUUGCGCAAGCACGUUGAUAACAGUCAUUUAGAUAAGAUGAGUGACGAAGAGAUAGCAAAGUAUCGGGCCACUAUAGCUGAAGUCGCCCCGCUAAUCGGUUUGAAAUUAACCGACGAUCCGUCGGCUAAUAACGAGGAUAUCAACGCCAAUUCAGUUAUUACGCAAGACGCCUCCUAUUCGGAUCCUGCUUGUAAGUACAAGUGCCACCGAUGCAGAGUCGGCUACGCACGCCAAUCGGCGCUCGUAGAACACAAUAAGAGUGCAGAACACAAGCGUUCAAAUAGUUCAGUUUCUACAACUUCCGGUAGUAGUACGCCGACUUUGGCGACUACGGCUACUACUACUACUAUAACCGGUACUACUCAAGAAUCCGAGUCUUCCGCCGAUGAAAAAUUUAACGAUCCGUCAAAACCGUUCAAGUGCCAUGUCUGUGUGGAAGCCUUCGCGCAGAGGAACAAUUUGGAGGUGCACGAAGGUUCCAAUUCGCACAAACAGCGUGUAAAGGAGGAGGAGAGCGGGAGCGAACCUCCUAUUGCCCCUCUUGGCUGGAACUUCAACGAUCCGAAUAAACCUUACAGAUGUAAUUUGUGCAAAGUAUCAUUCGCCAAUUCGCCAAAUUUUGACAUACACAAGAGAUCCGUGCUUCAUAUGAAGCACAUCUCCAGAUUACCUGAUUACAUUAAUCGAAACUGCUGGCAAAGCGACGAUGUCGUAUUGGAAACGCCUGAUGGUAAAAUAUCUGCCGAAGAUCUUAUAGAAUCAUCGACAAAUACCAUAAAAAAGGAAGAACAGAUAUCUUCACCCCUUCCAUCUACCCUUCCAACUGCUAAUCCAACGGCCACUUCUCUUCCAUCAACUGUUAUACCAAAUCAGAAUGCUAUUUCUGGUAUAAAUACAGGGAACAACGACGAAAUCAACCUAAAAAUGGCUGUUGCUAAGAAGAGAAAGGACUGCCUAGAGAACAAGGAAAACAAUACUCCCAAAGCUUUCACGUGUUCCCGGUGUUCGUCUGUUUUUAAGACGGCAGAUAGCUUGGAAAAGCACGAAGGCGGCGAAUGUCUUGGGCCACCAAUAGUGAAAUUGGGCCGAGUAAAGCCGGCCUUACAACGUCAUCUCCUCGAAUCAUUUGGCUUCGAAUGUGUCAUGCAGUACAAUGAAAAUCAGAAGAGGGAGGUUCUAAAACCUUGCCCAGAUGAGGAGACUGUUGGUAAGAAACCACCAGAAUUACUAGAAAAAAGAACAUGUUCAAAAUGCAAUAAGAACUUUUCCUCCGUUUGGGUGCUAAAAGCGCACGAAGAAGAAAUUCACGAGAAUCUAGUUCCACACGAUAUUGUUCAAAAAGUGGCAACUAAAUUUAGGUCGGAUUAUGAUAAGAAACAACCGUCUUCCUCUAUGCCGAAUGAAAAUCGAUCUUCCGGAACGCCUACUCCCACCGCCCUACAAGAGGAGAAGAUUCUAACAUCAACUAGUUCUUCCGGGUUUUCUCAGGCGUCGAUUAAGGAUGAGAUGCCCAACGUUAGCUGCACUGAUAUAGCUAGCCAAAUGAUGCAGAUGCCUAUGCUUAUGCCAUUUGCAGGAAUGCCCUUAUUUAUGCCACCAAUUUUACCUUAUCCUGGUAUGGAAUUGGCCUAUGCUGCUGGUUUGGGGCCGACCUCGAACGCUGCGGCCAUCUUCGAUCCGUCUUCAAACGCCAAGCAGCAAGCGGCCGCCGCCCAACUGGCGACUUCUAAUCCGAAACGGGCGCGAACCCGCAUUAACGACGAUCAAUUAAAAAUACUCAGAGCUCAUUUCGACAUUAAUAACUCGCCAACCGAGGCGCAAAUCGAACGAAUGUCUAGAGAAUCCGGAUUACCGCCCAAAGUGAUUAAGCACUGGUUUCGUAACACGCUCUUUAAAGAACGACAGCGUAAUAAGGAUUCACCAUAUAAUUUUAACAAUCCUCCUUCAACAACCCUGGAUUUGGCUGAAUAUGAAAAAACUGGAAAAAUCAAGAGUGAGGCUACAGCUAAGAAUGAACAUUUAGCAAAUAGUGAAAAUAUGAAAUCGAUCGAGAAGGACAUUGAUUCUCAAGCUGAUGUAGAAUCGGUAGCUUCAUUUUCGGAGAGCGCUGUCAGUUCGGCGCCGUCUACCCCCGUUCCACCACAACCAUCAAACGAAAUUAUGAACGCGUUAACUCAAGCCAAUAUAGCUAAGGCAAUGGCGCCUUUGACACCGGAAAUGCUUAUGCAAGUUACUAGUAUGACGUCUCAGGAUGGUACAAUCCCUGGUUCGAGUACAACUCCUAAAAGAGCUAAUAGAACAAGGAAUCAUUUCUCAUACAGAUUUACUGAUCAUCAAGUAAAAACCCUUCAAGAAUACUUUGAGCAAAACGCCUAUCCAAAGGACGACGAAUUGGAACACCUGUCCAAGACUCUUCAACUAUCGCCUCGGGUUAUUGUCGUCUGGUUCCAAAACGCUCGACAGAAGGCGCGCAAGAGUUACGAAAAUCAACCACCUUCGUCGUCGGAAAAGAACGCCACUAAUAGCCAUUCUUCAUCUUCAAAUGAGGAUGAGCGUUACAUAAAAACUCCAGGCUCCAAUUAUCAAUGUAAAAGAUGCUCAACGGUAUUCCAACGCUAUUACGAACUAAUUAAACACCAGAAAAGCGUUUGCUUUAAAGAGGAAGAGACACCAUUAUCAAGUUGCAAUAAUAGCAAUGACGGAACUAGUUCAUCACCUCCCUCUAAGGCUGAUGUGAGUUCGUCAUCCAACGGCAGAGAUCAACUACAACAACAACAAUCGCAACCACAACAAAAGGUUUACGAUUGCGAAAAAUGUUCACAAUCAUUCGGAGACACUGAAUCGUGGAGGGAGCAUCAAGCUCUCCAUAUAGCUACACCUGUCUUUACACCAGCUUCUUUCGAUUCGGCAUUCGCUAUUUUACAAAACGUUGCGAAACACGCCGAAGCAAAACAAUCCAAAAGGAAAAGUGACGACGAUCAAGACUCAAAUAAUAGCGGUGAAAGUUGCCCUUCUAGGGAUAAACGUCUACGAACAACAAUUUUACCGGAACAGUUGGAUUAUCUCUAUCAGAAAUACCAGGCGGACAGUAAUCCGUCUAGGAAACAGUUGGAAUCGAUUGCCGACGAAGUGGGCUUGAAGAAACGAGUUGUACAAGUUUGGUUCCAGAAUACGCGAGCCCGCGAAAGAAAAGCUCUGAAGGACAAAGAAUCGCCAACGCCAGCAUUGGAUAUGACCAAGCUUUUAUCUAAUCCGUACAACGUUCCAUCGAAUCCUGUACUAUUCCCACCUAGCCAAGCGGCAUCUUUUAAGAAAAUGUAUGAGGAACAUUUAAACAAAUUUAUAACGGAAGCAUCACCCGCCGCGACAAUAUCGUCUGGUGUUGGGACGUCGACACCUUCGUCAACUUCAACGCCAUCGGCUCAGACACCUAUCAGCGCGUCGUCUAAAGUUGACCGCCGGAAAUCGGCAACACCUCAGAGGGCUAUCCCAACAGUUCCAACUGUUUUAGAGGACCCUUCCGCUCCUUUGGAUCUUAGCGCUAGGGCACCAUCAAUUCCUGCUUCACAAAUUACACCUAUAAGGCAUUACGAUGAUGAUAAUAGAUCGGAAACGUAUAGCGAGAGUACAACGGAUGGUGUUGAUUUUAUGGACGAAGCAUCAAAUCCGUCGUCACCACCAAGUUCACAUAUGGCACAUGGGCAUGGGGGCUCAAGUGGCGGUCUAUCAGGAGGCUCGCAUCGACCCGCUAAAAGAUACAGGACCCAGAUGACCUCGUUACAAAUAGGCGUCAUGAAAUCGCUAUUUGAUUGGUAUAGAACGCCUUCUAUGUCGGAAUGCGAACUAUUAGGAUCCGAGAUUUCCCUGCCUAAAAGAGUUGUUCAAGUCUGGUUCCAAAAUGCCAGAGCUAAGGAGAAGAAAGCUCGUCUAGCUCAGGGUCAACCAGUUGACGAGCCGCCAAGAACACCGGACUCGUGCAGCCUUUGCAAUUUUACGUUCACCCACAACUACAGCGUUCAAGAUCAUAUUUUCACUAAACGUCAUAUACAGAACGCUAUGAAUCAUAUGCGAAAACAAUUGGAAAGCGAAGGUGUCCGUGACACGUCGUUACCUAAGGUCGAAACGCCAACAGGAAGUACCAAUGCUCGAAGCAAACCCUCGAAAUUGGAGAUGGGCGAUAACGAAAAAAGCAGACGGACCGGAAAUACAAGCGGAACAGGUGGAACCUCGCCCUUGGUUUCUGCCGGUUUAAACGCCCAAAUGAUGUCGAUGUUAGGAAUGCCCGGAUCCGACCUAAUGAUGCCCUUGUUUUUACCAAGUAGUGCUCCCGGGUUUCCCUUAACUGCUGGAGGUCUAGCGCCUUUUAUGUCCGGUUUAGCGCCUGGUAAGUGAAUAACGAAAGGGAAAUUGUUCUUCGGAUAGGCAGAUAGAGUUAGGGGGUUGAGGAAGACGAAGAAAAAAAAAAGCGAACCUGAUAUAAGCAAGAAACGCAUUGACACUUUGAUGAAUGUACAUUAAAAGUGACAAUUCAGACUGUGCUGGUACUCAGCUGGCGUGCUUUAUGCGAGCGAACGUAGGCUUAAAUUACGGCGCCUUUGUCGAUUUCUAAAUUACGCGCGCCGGCUCGCCUAUAUUAAGGCUCGACGCUUUUGUUCAACGUUCGCUUAAUUGCCGUAUAAACGGUAUGAAGCGGCGGCCGUAUAAUUACAACCGCUCCUCACCUACUCCCUAUUUCUCUCUUGUAUAUUAAUAUACGCCUCGUACAGACGCCGUGUAUCGACAAUGUAUAGAGUUGUUAUUUUUUUAGCUUGUAAUUCAUAAAGAUUGCCCAACGUUGACUUAUUUGCAUUAGAAUACUAGUCUGAAUGGAGUAAAUUUAGACUAAACAUAUAUUUAUAUAUAUAUUCAAUAAAUAUGUAUAUCAUAUAUGUAAUAAAUGAUAAUAGAUUUACUGUAUAUGCUUUAUGCAUUAAAAGUGUGUAAUCUACAAUUUAUUUAGAUAUUUGGGUACUGUAUACAUUCAUAUAUAUAUAGUUAUAUAUUUUUAUAUAUAUAUGUACUGUAUAUAUAUAUAUAUCAAUAUAAAAAGAGAGACUAAAGAGCCGCCGGCGUCUCUAUAGUCAUUAAGAGUAAAGGACGCAAUUAAGGUCUCAAACAAAAGCUCUAUUCUAUCCAUUGAUUACUUUUUACGCUGCAGGUGACUUGAUGUACGACCCUACAAGGUUCGGUACGCCUUUGCAAAUGCUUCAAAUACCGCAAGCGGCCAUUAGCAAGGUUCAAAAGCAGUUAAAUACCGCCAAUGCAACGUCGGCCUAUUAUACACAGGAUUGCAGUAGUAUAAAGGAAGUUAGCGAACAAGUAGGCGACGAUGUCGUCGCGCCCUCUUCCGUGGACGUUGGUUACAUUUGCCGAAAGUGUCAAAUGGUGUAUCCGGCGAAGGAGGGAUGCCUUCAACACCAAUCUUCAAGCUGCUACGCCGGUCAUACACCGAAAGCAGAGCAUAUGCUGAAACUGGAACAGAGACUUUACAAGUGCGUCGUCUGUUCGGAUAAGUUGCCAACUAAGAAAGAUUUUCUUCGCCAUUGCACUUCCGAAUCGCAUAAGACGCAGGCACCACCUAGUGCGAAAAAGAUUAAGUUGAACAAUUAGAUCUGAUCGCCGAGCGAUGAUUAUGUACAUAUCGAACAGAACAAAAAAACCGUAGUCCAGAUUUGUAUAUGUUUAGAAGCAGGAAAAGAACGUUAUAUCAUAUGUAUAUAUACAUUGUAUGCGUAUGCAUGUAUGUGUACAAAUAUGUAUAUAUAUAUAUAUGUAUA